This is a messenger RNA of Hirundo rustica (Barn swallow), 5199 nucleotides long. RefSeq names its product podocalyxin like (gene PODXL). Gene Ontology annotation, biological process: negative regulation of cell-cell adhesion; positive regulation of cell-cell adhesion mediated by integrin; regulation of microvillus assembly. Lineage: Eukaryota; Metazoa; Chordata; Aves; Passeriformes; Hirundinidae. The transcript has 9 exons. The coding region runs from base 71 to 1822 and encodes 583 amino acids. The record is from RefSeq and is a predicted model, not a curated record. Gene Ontology annotation, cellular component: microvillus membrane; apical plasma membrane.
GAGGGCAUCGCCCGCCCGCCCCGCCGGGAGAGAGCGCCGGGAGCCGCGCCGGGAGCCGCUCCGAGGCACCAUGCGGGCUGCGGGGCUGCUGCUGCUGCUGCUGCUCGGUGUCAGCUCUCAGGAUGAUCCGGAUUCUGCAGACCCAGGACAAACCCUGACCAACACGACCACAAAAACCACCACGGUGACCACCACUGCAAGCACCACAAAGGUCUCGCCAGAGAUCUCAUCACCGACCACAACCCAAACCACCGUUGCCACUACGACUAAGACAGAAGCCACUCAGACCCCUGUGGGAGCAUCCACCACUGUUCAAACCACCACCACCAACACCACCACCGCCACCACCAGCCCAGCAGCGUCACCGCCCCCCGCUGCCACGUCACCUACCACAGCGACAGUGAUCACCGCCACAACACUGGGGGUGGCAUCGUCGGCCACCACCACCCUGUCCCACAUGUCUGGGCAGGACAGCUCCUCACACAGUGCCACCACCCCCAAAACCACCCCUGCUGCAAGCUCCACUGCUUCCCAGCAGCCCAGUGGAGCUACAGACAGUUCGGGAAGCUCGGGAACCACCGCUGCUGCAAAACACGUUGUCACUAAUGCAACCAGUCCUCCAGCAGCUGUUGGCCCAUCCUCUCCCACCGCACAGCCUCAGGGAAACCAGCCUUUGGAUCAUUUGCCUAACACCACUGCAAGCACCACAGUGGAGAGGACUCAGCCUUCCCAAAGCUCCAAGGAGUGUGAUGUCUCUCUUCCCCAGUGUGCCAUCAAGCAGCCUCCUUCUUCCAGUCCUUCAGUACAGACUCCAACCACUUCCACCAGUCCUGGAAGCACUGGCACUCCUGUUACCACUCCAACUGUAUCCUCAUCCUUCACCACCACUCCGACGUUGCAACCUGGCAGCAAACACAAGGUCCCAGAGGCAGGCACCAUGGCAGCUCCUGGGGCAGACCAGAGUACCCACGAUGAUGGAUCUGCAGCAGCCAAACCCACCAGUGCCUCCCAGAGCCCUGCCAGCGCCCAGCCACCGGCUCCAACCUCAGGGGACCAGACAGACCAGACAGAGGGCUGCAGUUCUGGCCACCAGCACCCCAACAUUUCUUACCCAAACAAGCUCCUCUGUGAAGACCAGGUGCAACAUAUCAGGCCCACCAUUCAGCUGAAAGAACCCAGAACCUGUGCUGAGUGGAGGGCUGCCAGCGACAACAACUCCUUCUUUGAGACCUUCUGCUCCACGGCCCAGCACGUGUUUGACGCCAGCAGGGAGCGGUGCACGGUGACGCUGAUGGCCUGCCAGCCCCGCUCCCGCCACUGGGCCGUGUGGGUGGUCCUGCACCAUCCCUUGGACUCCGAAGAAGUCCUGAAGGAGCUGAAGGAGAAGCAGGACAAGUUAGAGGAGCUCGGCAUCGUCAACAUCACCUCAGACAAAAUGGUGGAGGACAUGACCAUCAACGACGAGUUCAGCACGCCCCUGAUCAUCACCAUCAUCACCCUGGCCGGGUCCCUGCUGCUCGUCGCGGCCAUCUACGGCUGCCACCAGCGCUUCUCCCAAAAGAAGGACCAGAACAUCCACCCUGAUGUCCCCGGGUUUGAUGAUGGACAUGUGGCCCUGAUCUUUAAUCAGCGCCUGACCGAGGAGAUGCAGACCAUGGAGAACGGCUACCAUGACAACCCCACGCUGGAGGUGAUGGAGACCUCCUCCGAAAUGCAGGAGAAGAAGGUGAACCUCAACGGUGAGCUGGGGGACAGCUGGAUCGUUCCUCUGGACACACUCAUGAAGGAAGACCUGGAGGAAGAGGAGGACACGCAUUUAUAGGAUGCAGAACUUGCUCAAGAGAGAAACAACCCCCCGCCCCCUGAAAAACCCAUAAACCCUACACAGACACACACAGAGAGGUCCAAAAAUAAGGCAAAAUCCCCCCUGAAAAACAGAAAAUCCCUUAAUGAACUAAUCAUGGCCCCUUGUGCCCCCACAGAGGGUGCAGGACGGAAGAGGAAAGGACAUGAGAAGACACCUCUGGGGCACAUCAACACAAGCCACUUUGGUGGCCACAUCUGGCCAAGCAUCCUCCCAUCUCCCAGCCACCUCCCAAGCCAGACCUGACCAGCCAAGGGCAAACAGGGUGGUUUUGCUCCUGAAGGGCUGCUGGUGUCUCCCCCAAGCAUGUCCCCUCCCAUCCCACAUGCGACCACGCCAGCUGCAGCCUCCAGCUACCGAGCAGCUCGAAAAUCAAGAGAAAUGAAGCAAAUAGGACGGGAGAUGGAGCACGUCUGACAGCAAAGCAGCACCUGGCAAUUACAGCUCGACUAAUCCUCUGGCCCACGCUCUUUAGUCAUCACCCUGCCCUCCCUGACACCCAGGUAGUGAAGGAAAAAAGCUGGAACAGCCUGUUCCUUUUUUAGUCUGGUUUCCAUCCUCUCCUCAAAUGCACAAGAGCCCCUGGUUGUGCCCCAGGUAAAUGGAUGCAUCCGGAUCCAAUGGGAUGGCAGGGAUGCAGCAGUGCCAAGUGAUGCUCAGCCCUACUGCCAAGGGCUGUGGAACAGAUCCUGCACCCUCUCGGAGACCGAGAGAGGUGCAGCAGCUUCUUGUUUUGAAAGGAUGAGAUGGAGGGAGAGGAAAAAGGAGGGAUUCCUUGAGUUCAUCCCUCUUAGGAAGGGUGUGGAGAGCAAGAGUCUCUAGCCCAGGUGUGAGGCUGGGGGAUUUGUGGUGCAGGAGCCCAGUUCUGGUGCUGCAUUUCCCUCUAGAAGGAUAACUUGCCUUCCAGGAAUCACACAGCAGUAUCUCACAGCCCUCAUCCAUCCUCCACAAAACUGUGGGACACAUGCACCACGAUGGUUUGUGAUUUUUGAGGACACAUCUUCCUGCGUGAGCAGCAGAAGAGGUAAAAGAGAAGCAGAACGUGAGCCAGGGAGCUUGGUGGCAAUUCAGGUGGCCCUUGGUGUUUCAUCCCCAUGAGGUUUAAAAGCUCAGCCCAUGCUCUCAAGCUCUUCUUCACAAGCCACUAAAGUAACAGAGACCUGCAAAGCAACUUCCAGCUCAGCAGCGAAGCUGGGACUGAGCUUUGUCCUGCAACCCUUGGUCUGUCACCCAGGUCUCCCUUUGCUGAAGCUUUAAAGGGAAGAAAACCAUGGCUGGACUGAGGCCAUUCCUGGAUUUUGACUCCCCACCACAGCUCCUAAGCGGCUGUAAGAGGCUGGGGAGAGUUUCAUGCCUUUGCUCUGCUGAAGCAGCUCACUCCUGGCAGAGGCAGGGAUCAUCGCACGUGAGCACCUGAAGGUCACUUGGCUGAGGCGCUCUCCCAACAUGAAGACGGUGCUUGUCCCAAACCCUCUGCAAGCCAGAGGAGCUGCAGAUAAGAGCGAUGCCCAGACACAGCCCUGCUCCUCUGCUUGCCAUAAACCAAGGCAUGAUGAGGACAUUUCCCUUUGGGCUCUGCCACCAAGGUGACCCCAUUGGGAUCCGCUCCCAUGGCCGCCCUGAAUGAGGGGAAAAGCAGAGCCGAGCAAUGGGAAACUUGGUGAAACCCUGGUGGAGUUGGGAGUACCCAGGAAGGAGGGGAUUUGGGGUGUUUUGCUCAGUCCCAUGACAGGAGCUGACAGAAAAUAUAAGUGGCUCUUCCCCCUUCUGUCCUGCACUGAAGGGCAGAGUCUGAAGCGUUCAAACCUUUAUAUUUUUGUAUGUAAAUAUUCCUGCUAUUCAUUAGCAAUGUAUUCCGCACACUUCACUUACCUGUGCACUGCACUAUGGGGAAGUAAUUUUGGAGGGGAGGAGAAAUAACAAACAAAAUAAAUUAAAAAAAACAUAAAAAUCUUAAAAAUAGAAAAAAAAAAAAAGAGAAGAAAAAAAAAAAAAAAGCUAAAGGCCAGCCUGGUAGGGGAUUAAAAAUUGAAAUGAAGCAGAAAAACACUUCGUGCCCAGCUAACUUUGUGCUACGGCUUUGUCCCUGUUCUGGCAUCAUCAAGUUCAGCUCUUUAACGUGGCCACGAGUCUCAGAGAACGGGCCUCGGCAUCCACAACUGCUCUUGUGAGCGAUGUGGCCUCCCAGCUGCCCUGAGAGACAAACAGCAGCUCCAUGAGCUCACAUUUCUGUCCUUCCCAGAAAACAAACGCAGUGAAAACACAGGGCAGCAGCGAUGCUGUGGCCACAGGGGCUGGAGUUGCCACGAGGACACCCCUGGCAGGGCACCUCCAGGCGGUCAGGCUUUGGCACGUGCCUAAAGAUUCCCCCUUCCCAGCAAAGAGAUGCCAAAGUGCUUUAAUGAGUCAGGUCCAAAGACUGUCCAAGAGAACCCUACAGAGGCCUGAGAUCAAGUAACCUUAAAUCUUUCCGAGCAGUGAGGAUAUUAACGGCUCAGCAAGUGCUUAUAGUGAUUUAUAUUUGAAUAGGAAUUGUACAUUUAUUUAUUUUUCCAGACACCGUAUUUUUAAACCACUAAUAUUUUAUAGUAGAUUUUCCUUCCCCUAUUUAAAAGAGCUAUUUCCACAGGAAAAGAAAACAGUACCUUUUUUUUUUUUUUUUUUAAAUGUUGAGAACAUUCUUUUUUUUUUGAAAAAAAUAUAAAAAUCAGGUAGGAAAUGCAGCAAUGAGCAUCUUUGGCCUUAACCCUUCCUCUCAUAGACUGUAGCCAUAAUUGUUAGACCAAAAAUAAUAAAUAAAAAAAAAAAAAAUACCAAGGCAUUUCCUUUCUCCCUGCCCCUCCUCCCUUCCCCGCACUCCUCUCGCCCAAAACAGCUUUAACAUCCCACACAUUGUACAAAGAGAUUCCUGCUCUUACCUUUCGGUGAGAGCUUUACAAGCAGCUCAGAUGUCCUUGCAAGAGACUUUCCUAUUUUCAGAUUCACGAGGAAACGUGUAAAUAACUUUAGGAGCAUUUUAUCUCCCGCUCACAGUGCUGUGACCCAGCUGAUGAGGUUGAUACUGUGACUGCUGCCUACAGAAGACACACAAGUCAUAAUCCAUGAGGGACUGGAGAAGGAAAACCUAAUUCCCCAGGUGGUCACCUGUUGAACCUUGCACAUAUAGUAGAGCUCUUACAUACUGUGUGUAGCAGCAUCUCUCAUGGGGACAGGAGUCUGAUUUACACUGGAAUUUACUGAGGAACUGGAUUGUAAGAGAUUAUUCUUGCAUUUUCCUACAAAUAUAUUUUGAGAGCAUCAUGUAUUUCUGUCAAUAAACAUUCUUAUGUAAAAAA